Molecule: messenger RNA, 498 nt
Organism: Cryptomeria japonica (Japanese cedar)
Lineage: Eukaryota; Viridiplantae; Streptophyta; Pinopsida; Cupressales; Cupressaceae
Exons: 1
Coding region: 1-498 (165 amino acids)
Source: RefSeq, a predicted model, not a curated record
AUGGGAAGUCAAGCAGGAUAUGCAUAUAAUGAAUCAGUGAAUAGGAGCACAUGGAGAAGUCCUUUUGAAGUGGUUUAUGGCCUACACCCCAGGGGUAUUCUUGAACUCAGAGAUCUGCAUGGUGUGGACAAAAGGAGUUCUGAAGCAGAAGAUUUUGUUGCAGUCAUGAAGGACAUACAUCAACAAGUGAAAGAGACCCUUCAAAGCAAUGUUGAGAAGUACAAGGACAUGACAGAUAAGAAGAACAUAGACUUGCAAUUCAAGGUUGGAGAUUUUUUGAUGGCGCACCUAAAGAAGGAGAGAAUUCUCAAGGGGAAGUAUACCAAAUUAAUGAUGAAGAAAAUAGGACCCUAUCGGAUUGGUCACAAGUUUGGCACAAAUGAUUAUGAAAUAGAAUUGCCUCAAGGGGUAGCCAUUUCACCCAUCUUCAAUGUCUCUGAUCUAUACCCUUACAAACCUCCUAAGAAGGCAGAUUCUGAAGUGAAUAAAGAAGACUAA